CUAUGUGCGCGCCGCCGCGCGAUAUAUACGGCGAGGGACGCGGGCACCCACGGUCCGUGUAGAAGCGCUUCUGAAAGAGGACGACAGCAUCUCAGCAGCCACUGACCUCAACACAGCAGUCAGAGAGCAUCAUGGGAGGAGCAGUGGUGGACGACAAGCCUCUUGGGGUGAAGGCACCAGACGGCGGCUGGGGUUGGGCGGUGUUGGCUGGCUGCUUCGUCAUCACUGGCUUCUCCUACGCCUUCCCCAAAGCUGUCAGCGUCUUCUUCAAGGAGCUGAUCCGAGAGUUUGACGUCGGCUACAGUGACACUGCCUGGAUCUCAUCAAUACUCCUAGCCAUGCUGUAUGGCACAGGUCCUCUGUGCAGUGUGUUGGUGAACAGGUAUGGCUGUCGACCGGUGAUGAUGGUGGGAGGGCUCUUUGCCUCACUGGGAAUGAUUCUUGCCUCCUUUGCAACCAGCAUCAUAUACAUCUACAUCUGCACUGGCAUUAUUACAGGUCUGGGCCUUGCGUUGAACUUCCAGCCAUCACUGAUAAUGCUGAAUCGUUACUUCAGUGAGAAACGUCCUCUAGCCAAUGGAUUGGCAGCAGCGGGCAGCCCUGUGGCACUGUGCUGUCUCUCCCCGCUGGGACAGAUUCUCCAGCACCAGUAUGGCUGGAGGGGGGGGUUCCUCAUACUGGGAGGCAUGUUGCUCAACUGCUGUGCCUGUGGUGCCCUUAUGAGACCCCUGUUGCCCUCCAAGAAGACUCAGGAGCUGGAGGAGAACACUCCCACCGACGCAGAAGAGGAUAAGAAGCCCCAGCCGAAGAAGAAACUGUUGGACUUCAGCGUGUUCAAGGACAGAGGUUUUGUCAUCUAUACCGUCGCAGCGUCUAUUAUGGUGCUGGGCUUGUUUGUGCCUCCUGUGUUUGUGGUCAACUAUGCUAAAGGCCUCGGCUACGAGGACACUAAAUCAGCAUUGCUGCUCACCAUCUUGGGAUUCGUUGACAUGUUUGCUCGGCCCGCCUCAGGUCUUAUAGCGGGCAUGAAGUGCGUUCGACCCAAAAGUGUCUACCUAUUCAGCUUUGCUAUGAUCUUCAACGGCUGCACCGACCUCAUAGGAUCAAAGGCAAAUGACUAUGCCAGUCUUGUGGUCUUCUGUAUCUUCUUUGGUAUGUCGUAUGGCAUGGUGGGAGCGCUGCAGUUCGAGGUCCUCAUGGCUAUUGUAGGGACAGAGAAGUUCUCCAGCGCCAUCGGCCUGGUGCUGCUGAUGGAAGCUAUUGCUGUACUAGUGGGACCUCCUGGAGCAGGUCGCCUCUUGGAUGCCACCAAUCAGUACAUGUAUGUCUUCCUAUUGGCGGGCUGUGAGGUCACGCUGUCGGCCUUUGUCUUAGCCUUGGGCAACUUCCUGUGCAUUAGCAGGAAAAAGGAAGAUCCAGAGCCUAAGAUGGAGAUGGCUGUGCUUGCUUCGGAGAGGGAGGGGCUGAAUCGUGCGGCGGACGCUGAGGAAGAUGGUGAAGUAGGAGAGGAGCCGAUGGGAAGAGAGAAUGGAAACGUCAGUGCUGUGAAAGCAGGGGAGGAGGUGGUGACGGUGACGGAGACAGGGGAGGAGGGUGGAGAGGAGAACGCGGAGAUAUCAUCAUAAGAAUAAGACUAGAGAUGAGAAAAGACAAACUGUGCACCAAGAGCACACACAUAAAAGGAAUUUAUGAUAAUCUAUGGCAACAGAUGGUGCGAGGAGCCCCAUAGAAAGGGAGGGGAACAAAGAUGGGUAAGAAAGAGAUCUGAUACUGCUCUGUAAAUGAAAGUUACAGGAUAAUGGAUACAAGGCAGAGAGGUUUCAUUAUUAAGAACUGGUUUCACCUGAAUUGGUUCUAAUGCAACAUGUUGACCAGAUUGGGUACAGUACUGUCAUCCUGGAGUUAAAUGAAGAGUCACCAUAUACUGUAACACCCUGAGAAAAAUACAGCAAUCCCUUUGUGCAUGAAAAUGUUAGACAGAUGCUAUUUGCACCCGGGGUGGAUAGAAACGUGGUUAUUUGCACCCAGGUUUUAGGGUCCCCUGGACCACUGCAGUGAGUCACAUGGGAGAAGUUCUGGCAGAAAGGCUUUACAUGUGGUUAUGUUGUGAAAGAGUCUAUUUUUACCCAAACCAUGAUCUUUCCUAAACCGGAGUUGUUUUGUUACUCUUUAUACUACCUCACCUGACUUCCUAAAGCCUUUCUACUAGAAAGUGACAUUUAAUAAGCGCCUGACGGCAGGAGAAGUUUUGACCACCGCCCGGCGUAUGGCACUUAUUAAAAGGCGCAUUGCAACAUCUUGUGGUGUCCUAUACAUAGCUUUUAAACGAAAACAUGCCUAGAGAAGGUGAAAACACAAAGCGCUGAGGGAGCCAUUGGAUGUCAUAUGGGUGUAAAUAGCCGAAUAGCUGCCAUGUGACUAUUUUCACCCGGGUGCAAAUAGACAAUCCUAAAAUGGUAUUGCCAGCAAAUUCCAUCUGGGUAAGAUAACUUCUUUGUACUGCUGGUUACUCAGACACACAUUACAUUUUAGAACAAAGAAAUGUAUUUCCAGUCUUGUGUACCUUUCUCAGCACUAUUUUUCUCAGUCAGGGUUAAUGGUUUCAAAGAAUCAGACCAAAAAAAAAAAAAAAACUUUACUCAAGGUCCACUUAUUGCUUUUUUGCAGAGCUUCCAACAAUCAUAUCUCACAGCCUUCGUCAGGAGAUGGAGCUUUUUCAGGUGUCAUCAUGAAAUCUACUGUGGGGGCUGGGGGGUUGUACUAAAUGCUAACUCCUUCUGACCAGAUGUUCUGACAGUGCAGUCAAGUAAUGGAGUUCCACUGUGAUGCUCCUGGUGAUCCCAAUUGAAUAGUGACAGGGGUUAAACCCCCCCCCCCCUCUCCUCUAUAUAUGACUACCUGUUUUCACAUGACAGAAGUUCCGUGCUUUGGUCACAUGAUUACAAACUCUGUUCACCACCAAGGACUCUGAGAUGCUACUGAAAGAAAAACUCUGGAAAUAGCUAUUAAGUGAACUGUGUUCAGAGAAUAUGGCCAAACAUUUGCUCCCAGGCUCAAGAAUUACCUUUCACACUCAAGAUUUCAAAUAAUGUAUUUCUUGUUUGUUGCACUUAUGUUUUAUUUGUUGGAAGUAUUUAUUGACAUUUUCCGUGAUCACAGGGGCACACAACUCCUAUUCAAAACCUGGUUGUAAAAAUACAAUUUUUUAUAUUUGGGCCACUCUACAACACACCCUAGCAGCUGAAAUAGAUACUGGAGCUGUUCACUCAUUGCUGAAAUUUAAAAGCCUAAAAGUCUUUGUUUUGUGUUCCAUGAUUUCCGUGUACCACUUUGAGACUUCAUCAAACUGUUGCCUGAUGAGUUUGUCUGCAGGAUACUCAAACAAACUCAGCUUGUUAGUCUCAGUGCAGUAUAUUGGUGAAUACUUAGUUGAUGAAUAUACAGUAUGUCCUUUGUUGUCUUUACUGUUCUGUAAAGGUCUGCUUAAUAUAUGAUACCAAAUGCCGUGAUCUCUGUGCUCUAUGCCCUCUGUGUAUCUGUUGGAUAUAAUGCUCAACAGACCAACAGUAGAAAGCAUGCACAACUUGCUUGGGUGAAGAAAUGUAGCGCACACCUGCUGCACUAGCACAGCUUUUUUUUUUUUUUUUUUUCCUGAGUGGUGUCUUAACAUACCAUAGGGAUGUGAUGCCUGUUUUUC
This is a messenger RNA of Xiphias gladius (swordfish), 3697 nucleotides long. It is a transcript of the gene slc16a3, whose product is annotated as solute carrier family 16 member 3. Gene Ontology annotation, cellular component: membrane. The coding region runs from base 132 to 1625 and encodes 497 amino acids. NCBI's taxonomy places the organism in Eukaryota, Metazoa, Chordata, Actinopteri, Istiophoriformes, Xiphiidae. The record is from RefSeq and is a predicted model, not a curated record. Gene Ontology annotation, molecular function: monocarboxylic acid transmembrane transporter activity. The transcript has 6 exons. Gene Ontology annotation, biological process: transmembrane transport; monocarboxylic acid transport.